CUCCACAACACUAGAUGGCGGAAGAGCGCCAUGGUGACAGUGAGGCGGUUGUCAUUUUACGCACAGACGCACGAGUUUUAGUGAUUUAUUGCGGAUAUUUGAAGCUGUCUGGAAAUAUUUGCUGAACAUUUAUGCAGUCUUUCAUCAUGAAAACCUCAAAGGAAGCUGUUCAAACCGCUGCCAAGGAGUUUCUAAAUUUUGUUAAUCGUGGAGUUUCACCGUAUCAUGUGGUUGAGGAGUGCAAGACUCGGCUUUUAAAAGCUGGUUUUACCGAGCUGAAGGAAUCCGAACACUGGGAUAUCAAACCGGCAAAACUAUACUUUGUGACCCGGAACUACUCUACCAUCAUUGCCUUUGCUGUGGGUGAACUGUACAAGCCAGGCAACGGGUUCUCCAUCAUCGGAGCCCACACGGACAGCCCUUGUCUAAGAGUAAAGCCAUGCUCCAAGAAGACGAAGUCAGGCUGCCUGCAGGUAGGCGUAGAAUGCUACGGAGGAGGAAUUUGGAACACGUGGUUCGAUCGGGAUCUGACGGUUGCCGGCCGUGUUAUGGUCAAGGAUGGAGACAAGCUGGUGCAUCGUCUCGUGCAUGUCCAACGGCCUAUUUUGAGGAUCCCCCAUCUGGCCAUUCACCUGCAGAGGGAUGUCAAUGACUCGUUUGGCCCCAAUAAGGAAAACCACCUUGUGCCUUUACUGGCCACCGCCAUUAAGGAAGAGCUAGAGACAGGUGCUUCUGUCACUCCUUCUAGUGACACCUGCACUGCAGGAUCUACAGCAGAGAAACACCACUCGGCUCUGCUCCAGCUGCUCUGUGAUGAGCUGAAGGUCAAGUCUGAUGUACUGCUGGAUUUUGAGCUGUGUCUGGCAGACACCCAGCCAGCGGCACUAGGUGGUGUGUAUGAAGAGUUUAUUUUCUCUCCUCGUCUGGACAACCUUCACAGUUGCUUCUGUGCUCUGACGGCUCUGAUAGAGUCUAGUACUACUGCCUCUCUCUCAGGAGAGACAAAUAUUCGCAUGGUCACUCUGUAUGACAACGAAGAGGUAGGGUCAGAGAGUGCUCAGGGCGCCAUGUCCAACCUGACUGAGCUUAUUCUGUGUCGCCUGGCAACCAGCCAGGAAAAUCUGACUGCAUUUCAGGAAGCCAUGCCUAUCUCUUUCAUGAUCAGUGCUGACAUGGCUCAUGCUCUGCACCCAAACUACCAGGAAAAACAUGAAGAGAACCACAGACCAGUUUUCCAUAAGGGUCCGGUCCUAAAAUUUAACAGCAACCAGCGAUAUGCUACAACCGCUGUAACUGCCUCCAUCAUACGAGAAAUCGCAGGAAGGAUAAAUGUGCCUCUUCAGGAUGUGAUGGUACGGAACGACAGUCCCUGUGGAACUACCAUUGGGCCCAUCUUGGCUGCUCGGCUGGGAAUUCCAGUCUUGGACAUUGGUGCUCCUCAGCUGGCCAUGCACUCCAUCAGAGAGAUGUGCUGUACCUCCGGAGUCCUCCAAAGCACAACUCUAUUCAAGGGCUUCUUCGAGCACUUCUCCUCCGUGAGAAAGAUGGUUGUGGUGGACUAGUGUGCUGCUCUGACACCCUCCCACAACCAGACAGGUGGACAGAUGCACAUCCAAAUAAACAUCUCUCCAUCUCAUCUUAAUAAAGUGAUCAUUUAGUUCAUUGUUUUUGCUUCAUAUAUGUUUAAGGGUUUUACUCGAAAUCAAGUUCAAAUGAAGUACAUCUAUUGAAACACGGUCCUACGUUUUACUCUGAUCACAAGUUGAUAUGGAUUAGAAGAAUGAGACUGUUUUACUCACUAUAUUUCUAUCUGUUUGAUUGUAAAUUGUUUGACUGUUUUUAUUCAAGCAGAUUGUAUUUGAUAGAAAUAAUAAUAAUAAAAAAGAAUCCCAUAUAUCAA
This is a messenger RNA of Silurus meridionalis, 1900 nucleotides long. RefSeq names its product aspartyl aminopeptidase (gene dnpep). The coding region runs from base 132 to 1562 and encodes 476 amino acids. Gene Ontology annotation, molecular function: zinc ion binding; aminopeptidase activity. NCBI's taxonomy places the organism in Eukaryota, Metazoa, Chordata, Actinopteri, Siluriformes, Siluridae. Gene Ontology annotation, biological process: proteolysis. The record is from RefSeq and is a predicted model, not a curated record. The transcript has 15 exons.